AUGGCCAAGGGGAAGACCACAUCCGUGCCCGCGAAGUCCAGGCCAAAAUCCAAGACAGCAAAAGGAUCUCCGGCCGAGACCGCACCUGGAGGGGCCUUGAAACUGCCAACCAGGACAGUCACACUGGACUUGCAGCAAAAAUGCCUGAACAUCUUUCGGGACACGUUCAGACCGGGCGAAGAUGAUACAGCGCUGCUGCAGGAGGUCAAAGGCCAUCUCUACAACCGGGACUUUGCCGCGGCCUUUGGCAAGGAAGAUUACCUACGCGUCUAUGCUUCUCGAUGGAGUCCGAGUCGAGCACUCGGGUACUUGCAGGUUCUGACGGAUAUCCACGAGCACAUCUCGGCAAACACGGAGGCCACUUGCAGCGAAGCGGAGAAGAAGGACAGGUUCAAGGCUGUUUGCAUAGGAGGAGGCGCUGGAGCCGAAGUGGUAGCAUUGGCCGGAUGGACGCGUUUGGCAGAAGGUCAAACAUCAGAUCGCCAGGUCAAGUCCAUCGAUUGCAGAUUGCUGGACAUUGCAGAUUGGAACACGGUUGUAGAAGACCUCCAAAAGGCAGUCACUACCCCACCGGAGCUGUCGAAGUAUGCAUCCGCGGCCGCAAAGGAGACCAACGUUGCGCUACUUGCUGGGAAUGCCUUCCGCGCCGAAUUCCACCAGACGGACGCUCUCAACAUGGCCGAAGAUCAAUGUCAAGAGCUGUUCGUCAACGUUGACUUGGUGACUCUCAUGUUCACCCUCAACGAGCUGUAUUCGACAUCCGUGCCUAAAACGCAGCAGAUGCUAGCGGAGAUCACGAAUAACAUAAGGCCAGGCGCACGACUGCUCGUCGUGGAUAGUUCUGGAAGCUAUUCGACCGUGUCGUUGGAUGGAGCGGAAAAGAAAUAUCCAAUGCAAUGGCUCCUGGAUUACACCUUGAUCGGCACCGCACAGAGUGGGGCGAGAGGAACGCCGCAAUGGGAGAAACUGGUCUCGGACGAGUCGAGAUGGUUCCGCUUACCUCAGGGCUUGAACUACCCCAUUGAGCUGGAAAAUAUGCGCUACCAGAUCCACCUCUACAGGAGAUUGACAGAUACCCAGCCUGGUUGA
Lecanosticta acicola is the source of this 1089-nucleotide messenger RNA. NCBI's taxonomy places the organism in Eukaryota, Fungi, Ascomycota, Dothideomycetes, Mycosphaerellales, Mycosphaerellaceae. The record is from the annotation of a GenBank genome assembly.